AUGCUCGACCACAUCGGCGUCCAAGUGUCAAACUACGACACCGCCAAGGCGUUCUACACGGCCGCGCUCGCGCCCCUCGGCUCCAAGCUGAUCAUGGAGAUCCCGCGCGAGCACACGGGCGGCGCCGGCGUCGGCGGGUUCGGCAGCGACGGCAAGCCCGCCUUCUGGAUCAGCGACAGCAAGAAGCGCGCCGCGGGGAGCAACGACGCGCAUGUUGCCUUCUCGGCGUCGUCGACCGAGCAGGUCGACGCGUUCCACGCUGCCGCGCUCGCUGCCGGCGCCACGUGUAAUGGCAAGCCCGGGCCCCGUCCCCAGUACCACCCCGGCUACUAUGGCGCGUUCGUCACGGACGCGGAUGGGAACAACGUCGAGGCGGUGUUCCAUGGCUGUACUGGCCCGGCGGCGUAA
Messenger RNA from Vanrija pseudolonga, 408 nucleotides. RefSeq lists its product as uncharacterized. The record is from RefSeq and is a predicted model, not a curated record. The transcript has a single exon. The coding region runs from base 1 to 408 and encodes 135 amino acids. NCBI's taxonomy places the organism in Eukaryota, Fungi, Basidiomycota, Tremellomycetes, Trichosporonales, Trichosporonaceae.